GUCCCCUGCACAGCAGAACCCAGACCACACCAAGGCUAAGCUGAUCUCCCGCAUGGCCAAGAUGGGUCAGCCGAUGCUCCCCUUCAUCACGGGGGCCCUGUCCUCCCAGCCGGACUCCAGCGACUCUGAGAUAGAGGACCCCAGUGUGCCCAGAAUGAGGAACCAGCCCCCUGCUGUAGCCCCGCAGCCUGUCCAUAUGGCAGCCCACCCAGUUGCCACGCAAGUGCCUCAGCAGCUCCAAUCUGGGCUCCCAGCAUCCUCUACUGCCCUGCUGCCCGUUUCCAUGACCACCGCACAUCCCCAGCCAGUCAUGCCAGGCUCUGCCCACGCGUUCCAGCCCUACUCUUACCCGCAGACCACUGUGUCCACCUCCCAGCUUCAGCCAGUCGGACAGAUGUACCCAGCUCAGCCGAUGCCUUACCAAGGUACAGCGCUCUCAUUCUCUCAGCAUCUCUGCUAAUCAAGGUACAGCACUCUCUUUCAACAUCUCCGCUA
Molecule: messenger RNA, 495 nt
Organism: Polyodon spathula (Mississippi paddlefish)
Lineage: Eukaryota; Metazoa; Chordata; Actinopteri; Acipenseriformes; Polyodontidae
Product: FK506-binding protein 15-like
Exons: 4
Coding region: 53-460 (135 amino acids)
Cellular component (GO): growth cone
Source: RefSeq, a predicted model, not a curated record